AUGGAACAACCCAGUUCAUAUCCUGUGGAAAUGCCUUUCCACGGCCAUGGACUUGCGCAUUCACAUCCACCUAACGGUCACCCAGAUAAUUCUCCAGCAUCUUCACAUUUAUCUUUAGCUGGUGAGGCUCCUCAGGUUGUCCGCUCUCAAAAACAACAAACGACUCAACAGGUUACGACGGUGACUAAAGUUUUAAGAGAAGUACACAGAGUGGAUGCAGAUCAAGGAUUGUAUUCGGAUGCUCCUCCCGUUCCCGGGGGACAGUAUCAAGAUAUCCCAUACGGUGAAUACGAUCGUUUAGGGGCUCAAGAAUAUCCAAAUGUCGAAUCGUAUCGACCCAGUCCAGGUUAUCAAGAAUACGAACAUUAUCCUGGUCAAAACGCUUAUCCAUAUCCGCCUAAUCCGAGUUACAAUUAUCCCGAACAUGCGGCAGCAACACCUAGUCCAAGCGAAUCUCCUCCACAGCAGCCAUUACCACCUCACGAUUAUUUAAGAAAACCGAGCGGAUAUCCGGGAGGAUACGACGAAUUCGAUGCCAGUAUUAUUCCACAUGCAGAUCAUUACAGGAUAACUCCGUCACCGGGAGUACCCGUACCCCAUGAAAUUUACGGUAAAGUCUUUUAA
This is a messenger RNA of Pediculus humanus corporis (human body louse), 624 nucleotides long. RefSeq lists its product as uncharacterized. The record is from RefSeq and is a predicted model, not a curated record. The coding region runs from base 1 to 624 and encodes 207 amino acids. The transcript is spliced from 3 exons. Lineage: Eukaryota; Metazoa; Arthropoda; Insecta; Psocodea; Pediculidae.